CAUAAACAAGCGGCCGUGUAGUAUAAGAAAAUAUGCAGAGGGCAAUAGAGGAAAGAAAGUUAGCUCGAAGAUUCUUUAAUGGCGCAGUAAGUAAGUUAGAAGAAUCUUUAACUAACAGAGAUAAAGAUGCCUCCGAAACCAGUUUUACUAAUCUUACCGCCAGAUACAAAACGUUGAAAGCUGUUAACAGUAAAAUACUAGAUUCAUGGCUAGAUAUGGUAGACAGAGACGAAAGCGAAUAUGACAAGGAUAUUAAAUCAAUAGAGCAGUACGAUGAUAUAUGGUUUUCGAUGCAACAAAAAUAUAAAAAUGCAUUUAAUAAAUGCAAAAGUAAUAUUGGAACUGAAUUUCAAACGAGUUACGUCGAAGAUACCGUUGUGAAAAAUAUCUGGCGGUUUCCUCGUUAUGAUGGUGAUGUGAAGAAGUGGAUAGGCUUCUGGGGGAAGUUCCAAAAGAUCGAUGAAGAUUCCAGCAUAGAUGAAAUUAUGAAGUUCCAGUAUCUGCUGCAAUCGAUGGAACCAGGAUCUCCUGCCGCUUCACUAGUAGAAAGCCUUUCUCCUAACUAUCAGAAAGCUGUAAAACAACUUAAAGAACGAUAUGGUCGUGAUGAUCUUUUGAUUGAAAUAUAUGUUCGUGAGCUGUUGACAUUAGUUCAGGAUCAAUCAAGAGGGACUGCUACGCGAAUUGGAGUAUUAUAUGAUAAACUUAAAACUCAACUGCAUGCUUUAGAUAGUUUGAAUGUCACUACUAAUAAAUACGCAUCUAUGUUACGUCCUUUAGUCGAAUCCACUCUGCCCAUAGAACUGCUUUGUAUUUGGAAACAGACUGAAUCUUGUGAAAAGGAUCAGUCUGACUAUUUUAUUAAACUUCUUAACUUCAUUAAACAAGAAGUCGAGAGCGAUGACCGUUUUAAUAUUUCUGAUUUAGUCAGAGUAGAUUAUGGUCAGAGUAGUUCUUAAAAAUGUACUGCCUCAGAUCAACAAAGGUCAUCAUCAUAAUAAUGAAAUACAUAAAUCUAAAAUACAACAACUGGACAAUGAAACGGAAGACGACCAUUUAGAAAUAGAACUUCCAGCUGUUAACUUAUGUUAAUAAGAAACAUAUAUUAUAUUAUUAUUAUACAUUUAUUACUAACCUUUGUCGUUUCGACUACGCUGUCAAAAAAGUAGGUUUAUAAGGUUUUACUGAAUGCUGUAGUUAUUUAUUUUAUAUUGUGUCUGUAUUAUAAUCAUUUAUUAACAAAUAUAUAACAUUCAUAUUUAAUUAAAUAAUAGCUGUAAGAGAUUGCUUUUAGCGAUAAGACCGUUUUGUAAUUACUUUACUAUUUACUGUAUUUUUUUAUUGUUUCA
This is a messenger RNA of Achroia grisella, 1349 nucleotides long. RefSeq lists its product as uncharacterized. NCBI's taxonomy places the organism in Eukaryota, Metazoa, Arthropoda, Insecta, Lepidoptera, Pyralidae. Bases 33 to 959 code for a protein of 308 amino acids. The record is from RefSeq and is a predicted model, not a curated record. The transcript has 2 exons.